GCUGCUGCUGCUGAUGCUGCUGCUGAUGCUGCUGCCUGGAGUUCAUGGUAAAGGCACUUGCUGCACCGCGAGGCCUGGUUUCCAUGGUGUCAUACCCAGCGUCUCUCUGCGACUGAGGCACGCCAUUCUCCUCCCUGCGGCUAAAAUGUGCUGCUUAUUCUGACUCAGGCUAUUGUGGCAGCUCACAAGUGGCUCUCUGAGGAGAGGGGUAUGGGGAGAGAAAGGGUGGGGUCAAGGUUCAAACGAAAGGCUCUCAUCAGGACUCCCUUUCUGUUAUCAAAUUUGUUGAGACACAAAAAGGGCUACAGUCUCAUUCCCAAGAGCAUCUUGAGGGAGUGAAAAGGAGGUUAUAGGACAGCAUUCUUUGUGGAGCAGCCUCAGUUCUGCAGCUCUGCUCCACAGGCAAACUCUCAGCUUCCACACACAACUGCUGAUUCCUGCUCCUCAAGCAACGAACCCUCUCUUCUGUCUCAAGUCAUCAGGAGCUCUUGGCCAACCCAAUGGAGUCCACUACCAUGGAGCUGUCCCUGUCCCUGUUGUCCAAUCAGUCGGAGACCUGUGCAGCAGUGGAGACCACAGCUGAGAACACUUUAUUUGGAUGUUUCUACAUCCUGGUUUUCUUCCUGGCGUUGAACGGUAACAGCCUGGCUCUCUGGAUCUUCUGUCAUCAGCGCGGCACAUCUUCCCCGGCGAAUGCAUUCUUGAUGCAUCUUGCUGUGGCAGACCUGUCAUACGUGAUCAUCCUCCCACUGAGGGCCACGUACCAUCUCACCGGAGGCCACUGGCCCUUUGGUGAGGUUCCCUGCAGAGUUGUUGGCUUCUUGUUUUACGUCAACAUGUACGCCAGCCUGUACUUUCUGGCCUGCGUGGCAGCAGACCGUUACCUGGCUGUGGUUCAUGCCGUGAGGUCGCUGAAGGUCCGUCGGGCCCGCUAUGCUCAUAUCAUCAGCUUCUGUCUCUGGGCCCUAGUUACUGUCUCCAUGGCGCCAUUGCUGGUCACCCACCAGACUGCAGAGGUGGACGGUGUGACCGUGUGUCUGCAGCUUUACAGAGAGAAAGCGUCGCGUAAUGCUCUGAUCUCACUGGCUGUGGCCUUCACUCCGCCUUUCCUCGCCAUCCUCUCCUGCUACAUGCUCAUCAUCCGCAGCCUGCAUCGGGGCUCCAGGUUAGAGCCGGCCGUCAAACUGAGGGCCCUGCGGACCAUCAGUGUGGUCAUACUCAUCUAUGUGGUCUGUUUCCUGCCUUAUCAUGUGAGCAGAGCCACCUUCAUCCUCGGGUACAACCACCCGGACUCGUCCUGUCAGACACGGCGAGGCCUGAGCCUGGCCAACCGCCUCACCUCCUUCCUCACGUGUCUGAACGGUGCUAUGGACCCGUUGGUCUACGUGUUCGGGGCCAAGAAGUUCCGCGAGACUCUAAGACAAAUGUUUUGCAAAAAUAAGGCAGGAUUAUCAGGAGCCACCAGUGGAGAGUUGAAAGGAACACACGAGAGCUCCAUAACUGCCAAGUCAGAGUUCUGAUGAAUUCAGAAUCCAACUCAAGCACUGUGUGGACUGAAAGCUUCUACAUCCCAACCAAAGUUAGUCUGACUGUUGCUUUUGCCAAACAAAAGGCAGGGACUUUUUCUUCCAUGUGGUUAAUAAGCCACAGUAAAUAUCUUAUCCCAAAACCAAUGUCCACCCUAUAAAACUUUUCAUUCCCCACUCAAAUGAACUCCUACAUAUUUAAAAGUUUGAAUUUCCUUUUUUUUUUUUAUCAUAGAGCACAAAAGACAAGAUGUCGCAGUAAGAUGAUUUUUGGGAGUUAAAACAAGAAGUAUAUUUUUUUAUGGGCCCUUUUUAAUGUUAGAUACUUUGACUGAUCAAAAAAGACAGAAAGCACAAGUGUAAAUAAUCAAAUGAAAGAUGGAAUUCGUUUCACUUUUCUGACUUACAUAAGUAAACAGAGUCUCCAUCAAUGUCAUCGCUAUAAUCUGCAGCUCUUUCUGCUAAAGCAUAUUAACCUGCCCGAUGUGAACAAGGCCAUUAAAAUGCAUGUAAAACAUCACAAAAAUGGCAAAAUAUGGGGCUUUUUGGAAGCAAACAACAAACAAUUAAUUUCAGUUUAAGACAUUUCUGCAAUGUGCAUUAAUGUUUAAAAAGUCAACCAGAGACCCUGAAACAUAGAUUAUAUUACAUGGAUUGUAACAUGUGAUUUUCUUAAGCCUGUGAGUUUUGUCCUUGGUCAAAGAACUUGACCAAAGCAUUUUACACGACCACUCACUCGGCCUUUGUCAACCAACACACCAUCAAGUUCGGAUUAGGACUUAUGAAAAAUAAUAUCUGACAAAUGUACUGUACAUAGAUAACCUUUACUACAUAUUUGUAUCAAACUAAUUUAGCUUUCUUUAUUCUGAGCUAAAAGCUAACGUCAACAUUUAUCUCAGAAACACAGUUUCCUCCACACGCAGCCUCAGAGCUGGAGACUCUUUGCAAAGCUGUGCCAAGAACAGGAAGUUGAGAAACGCCCAGCUUUUCAAAUGGCAGUGAAAGCACCAGCAAAUCAUAUUGAUUUUAUAUAUAUUUAUAUUGAAAAGACUUAACAAUCCUAAAAACGUGUGUUAAUCUCCAACAAUUACCAGGGAAAUGUCUAAAAUCUCCAUAUUUAACAGAGGAGUUUUGGUGUUUUUAGCGACAGCACUGCUAAUUGCGAGCGGCGACACAAACCCUGCCGCUGUGUUUCAGUCCAGUGAUUGUGUCAGACGGAGUCUGUGCUCCAGUCACGGAGGAAGUUACUGAACAAAUAUGUUUAAUGAACUGAUUCCAGUGAUCCGGUUACAUUGAGAACAACUGCGUUACAAGUCACUCGUUUGUGUCGUGUGUAAAACAAAGUCACAGCAGUUUCAUGCAGCUGUGCAGUCAUGACUCCGCCCAUGUUGAGCAGGUACUAUUUUUGUUGUGGAAAACUCACUGUAGUUUUGCACGGCCGUGCUAUGACGUACUGGAAAACGACGAGUCUGAGACCCAAACCGAGUAGAGUCGAGUUGAGCCAGAGUCGUGCUACAACUGUAUCAUGGAAAAGCUCCAUUAGACCUUAGACUAACUACCUUAAAUCUGAACUAAAAGCUAAUGUUUCUACUGCAGCACUCACCGACAAACUGGCCAGAGUGUGUGUGUUUGUUGUUUGGAAGCAGAAGCUGACCAUGCAAAUGCAUAAAAACUACAUUUGUAAUAUGUAAAGGUCGUAACUAAGAAGAUCCACUGGGUUUAUUUAUCAAAGCAGCAGCAUUGAGUAGAAAAGGCUGAACCAGCGUGGCAAACCUGACUCUUAACAUCGUUAAGAUAAAAACACACUCGUAAGUAAUUAAGAGACUAAGUACAGCCAUUUUUGACCUUAAAUUAUUUUAGUUAAACUAAGUAAUGUGGAGAUGAAGUGACCUGAAUACACGAUGCGAUUCACACUCUGUGCUUAGACUUAACAUAACAUAAUGUCUUUUUAUCUAAGGUGUUUUUUAGAAUCCAACCACAAAUGCAUGUAUAUAUAUUUUCCAUUACUGACAAAUCUUGAUUGUACAUACAAUAUUUUCCUCAUUAUCCAGCUUCCUAACUCUCUUUUGAUAUCCAUUUAUUGUUCUGCCCAUGUUCUACUGUGACGUGUAUGAUAAACUAUUCAUUCUUAUUUUACUGUGAGUAAUAUUUUGUAACCACUAUCUACAAAAAAUAAUGUUUGAAACAGAAAGAUAUGGUUCGCAUGCUGUUUAAAGUGUCUUUACAAGUUGUUAAUUAUUGUUUUUUAUUAUUAUUAUUUUUGUAAAACCUCUUUGCAGAUUAAAUAUCACAUCUGACAAA
Molecule: messenger RNA, 3827 nt
Organism: Solea solea (common sole)
Lineage: Eukaryota; Metazoa; Chordata; Actinopteri; Pleuronectiformes; Soleidae
Gene: gpr17
Product: G protein-coupled receptor 17
Exons: 2
Coding region: 501-1520 (339 amino acids)
Biological process (GO): phospholipase C-activating G protein-coupled receptor signaling pathway; positive regulation of Rho protein signal transduction
Cellular component (GO): membrane
Molecular function (GO): G protein-coupled receptor activity
Source: RefSeq, a predicted model, not a curated record